Messenger RNA from Cyprinodon variegatus (sheepshead minnow), 2525 nucleotides. RefSeq names its product receptor (G protein-coupled) activity modifying protein 1 (gene ramp1). Gene Ontology annotation, biological process: protein localization to plasma membrane; cellular response to hormone stimulus; receptor internalization. Gene Ontology annotation, molecular function: coreceptor activity. The coding region runs from base 508 to 963 and encodes 151 amino acids. The record is from RefSeq and is a predicted model, not a curated record. The transcript is spliced from 4 exons. Gene Ontology annotation, cellular component: membrane; cell surface; signaling receptor complex. Lineage: Eukaryota; Metazoa; Chordata; Actinopteri; Cyprinodontiformes; Cyprinodontidae.
CAGGGCUGCCGCUCAGCCCGGUCUCUCUCUCGGUUCCACUGGUGCCAUGCAGGCUGACGCGUCCCGUUGCGCACAGUAACACCGCAUAUAGUUUCCACACCCUAACCUCGGGAGAUCCAGUAGAAACCUUCUAACUUAACCACUCGACACGUUUCAUGCGGGGAUGACUCACGGUCCGUGAGAGAAAGAAAAACUCGGGGGGAAGUGGACGCGCUGCGGGAGAAGCAGGGACGAGUUCUGGCUUUCCUCUGAGCAGUUUGCACAAGGUGUUGCAGCGGAGGCUCCUGUGGGCGAAUUUGAUGGAUUCAUUUACCGGCAGCUACUUUAUGAUGUUUGCAUUUCAUCUUUGAGUUUUCGUUGGAUCCUCUCCCAGCCUCCUCUGAAACUUCUCUCGCUUGAUCAUUUCGGCAAAGACAGGAUGGAGUCGCGCGUCGGCUCAGCUCUGCAGAAAUAUCUGCUGCUGUGGUUCAUCAUAGUGGAUGAGAAAGAGGACAGUAAGUUGGAUGAAUGAGGUUAAAGAAUAAUGUCCAGAGCCUUGGGUGGAAAGAAGAAACCAGAGUCAUAACGGCAGUGGCUCGGUGUGUCUCGGCGCAAGGCUGCAGAUCCCAGUACGAGGACCUGAUUAAGGAGUUCUGCUUAGCCAAAUUCAGUCUAGACAUGCAGGAACUGGACCAGAGUCAGUGGUGUAGCUGGGAGGACACGGCCGAACUCUAUGAAGACCUAACAAACUGCACGUACCAAGUGGCAAAUAAAAUGAGUUGCUACUGGCCCAACAGAAUGGUGGACGAGUUCUUCAUCCAGAUCCACAGGCUGUAUUUCCACGAUUGCUCAAUGACUGGACGGCGACUCAGGGACCCUCCAAACCGCAUUCUGGGUCCUUUCAUUGUUGUUCCCAUCCUGGUGACACUCCUCAUGACAGCCCUGGUGGUGUGGAGGAGUAAGCGCAGCGAGGGGAUCGUCUAGUGGAAGGAGAAAAAAAAUGGGGGCUGGGGCAAAAAGACUCAAGACACUAAGUGUCGUUGUUGGAGAAAGGUUUUCUUAAAACCUGGAACCAUAAACUCCUGCUCCGAAACUUAUGUCCCUCUUUAAAGUACAUUACAUGUUUAUUUAAGCUUCAUGGAUUGGAGAUUUUUUUUUGGGUUCACUGAACAAUUUUUGUUGCACCUGAAUCUGAUCUGGACCAAAAAAAUUACUGGUGGUAAGAUAUUGUACAUGGAAACAAAUUUUUUUGUCAGAAACUCCUCGACAAAGGAUGUUGGAUGCCAUUACUCUACUUCUUGCAAGAGUUUAAGAGCUUUCAACAACCAAGAAAAUACCACAAAUGGACCAAUUAUGAAAACCUCUGACAGGAAAUCUACAGAUAUUCUCAUUGUUACCUGUCUACAUACCAUAUUCCUAAACUAUAUCUAGAUCUUUGUGGUUUUUGUGUCAUGAUUAUGUCUUAUUAAAUGUAUUUUAGCUACACUACAAGGGCACCGUGAAUCAUAGAGGCAGGCAUUAAAGAGAACGGUGAAACAGAUGCUCACUUCAGGUACAAGGAAGCACAUUUUGGAAAUGCAGGAAAGGAGGUCCAGUUUGUAUUCUACAAAUAUUGCCAUAAAAAUAAGAAAAAAAUCUAACAAAUAUUGACAAAAAAGAUUAGGUGAUGGCAUUAGAAAAACAUAACUCCAGAUAAAAAGUUAGUAAGUUAGCCAAUGCACAACACUGCUUAGCAUUGCCAUUGCCCAAAGCACAGUUUGUGAAUCACGAACCUUCAGUUUCUAUUGAUGUUUGUCCACCUUGUGUAGUAGAGUGUGCCGUGUGAACUUGCCCCUUUAUUGAUAUUUUUGGAUGCUUUCUUUCCUUUAUACAUUCAUUGACCUGUAACCUGCCUGUUGGCAAACCACACUCUGAGAUACACCCACACUUUGUACCUUGUGCCAAAUGCUUGUGGAAAAACGUGGGAGCCAUGUUUGCUAUGAUACAUGUGAUAUCCUCUUGGAAUGACUUUCCCUGAUUGAUUUUGAAUUCCCGAUUGUGAAGAAAAGUUCAAUAAAAUGUCAGAAUGAUGUGUUGAAUUCACACAGCAUGGAUGCUCUAUUGUAAUGCUAUAACAGGAGGGGAUUAGUGUGUGGGUUAUUAAUUAUGAAUUUUGAAUUUACAUUAUGUGGUGACUCACCAUGAAUUCACCUUAGUGUUUAUAGAGCAGAUAGUUAAUGAAGGCGCUGUAGAUUCAUUACAUUUUAUAUCGACACUUCCAGUAAAGAAGAGCAGCCUUCAUACUUCUGAAGUGUACUCACUCCUUUAAAUAUUUGCUGUUCAGUUCAAGCCAAGCGUUUCCUGUUCACAGAGAUAAUCAAGAGCUUUUAGUGUCUGGUUUAGGUGUGGAUAACACUGUAUGUUCAGCAUGUUCAAUUGUAGCUCUUUAUGUUUAGACUUUAGAAUUUUUAUGAUUAUCUAAUGAAACAAAGAAAAUUAUUUCAUAAAUUAUUGGACACAUCUAGAAAAGGAUGAAGUCCAAGCCCACCAUCCAUCCAUCCAUCCAU